GCGUGUAGCUCCUGGCAGGGAGAGGGAUUAUCCUGAGCCGCCUUUUGGUAGCCCAGACAGACUGCCGGAACCUAUUGAAGACGGACGUAUGCGCCGCUCAUCAGUCUCAAGUGCUGGUCGCGCUGAGCCUGUCGCUGAUAGACUACCUCCUCGGCCUGUUGAGGAUCGCCCGCCUUUCUCUUCGAGGCCGCGAGGAGAUUCAUAUUCCGAACACAAGGACCGUGGCCCUCGAGCGGUAUGUCUUCCCGCAGCCGUUUUUGGGGAACUUCGUGGUCUCAUACCCCCUCAGAGUCGCUUCGGUCCAGAACGUGCCCCACCGUCAUCUGCUCCUGCGCCUCCGAAUGAACCUCGCAUCUGGAUGACCAGAGAAGAGUCAGAACAUUUCGAGAUGCGACACAAAGACGUCAAGAAAGCGGAGUUGACCCACAAGCUUCCGGAACGUCCGGCUAGGACUGAGCCUGAUUCGUGGCGACCGACUGACGGAGCAAACUCGUCGACGAGGUUCAAUGGACACAACAAUGCACGAGGAGACCGAGACGCUGUCAACGAUCUCCCUCGACCUGCCGCUGGAGAAGGUUCAGCUGGACAAAGACGUCAAUCUGACUCCCGGCCGGCUGACCUUCCGGGCGGUCGUAAAAGUCCUGUUGAGGUUCGGCCCCGAGGUCGGCGACCCAGUCUUGAAGGUCGACUCGGUCCAUCAUACAAUGACCGCCACACUACUCUGGCACCACCUCCCGCGUCGCUUCCUCCUAGGCCUAUUGACCGAGAGGUCCAUCCCGAGCUAGCCCCGCGCUCCGACUAUCGCAGUGCGAGAGACGAUGCAAACGUCCGCGAAGACGAGGCGUCCACCUGGGACCGCUCUAGCAUUGAGCCUCCACGUGACGUGUCCCCUACCAACAGCGCGACCUGGAUACAUCCUGAUCGCGCUCGUCUACUGCAAACCGCGCCCCUGUCUUCACAGUCAACAGGGGAAUCGACGAAGACAUCCAAGCCUGUGCGCAUCCGUCGUCCGCCCCCGAUGGCGAAGCCGCCGCCCGAAGCGAUGCUGGCGAUGGCUGACAGGCUGCCUCUAGAUGAAGCAGCCGAUCGCAUGUCGGAUGUCCGUGUCGACGACAACGCACGACCAGACCUGCUAAGGCGCACAGGGUCAUCUCUCCUCGACAGGCUGUCACUCAACGAUGCACCUCAUGCACCAGAGGCGUCGUCUCCUUCCCUUCGCGACAGAGUGGACCCGUACUCGAAGGGACCUGGCGCGCACGGCGGAGAUAGCCUCGGUGAAUAUGCGAUGGACGCCGACAUGGAUGGCGGUUCAGGAGAGGCGUCGCGAUCAAAGGGUGGGAGGAAACGUUCUUCAAGGGCGAAGCGCGGAAGGAGGAGUGGGUACCCGGCAUGAGACCGGUUCGCAUUCGUCUUCGCACUGUCAAAUGGUUUUUCACUUCUUCGCAAUACAAUUGUCCCCUCCAAGCCGUCGACGUCUGUUGCAAGGCAGCUCGAACCUCGGUGUUUGCAGCCCGCCUUUCGAGGGUACAUGCUAUUUGACGGGAAGACACGGUUGCUACGAAAUGUCCUCAGCGGCGGAUGGGGUUGUUCGAUAUGCCUUCGUUCAUCUCGCGGAGCACUAAACGAACUAUCCAGUAAGUAACUCGCAUUCACUCUUGGCUAGACCUGUAUGGAAUGUCCUGAGCAGUGUGGAACUAGUGAGGAACGCGAUGCUCUAGGAUGUAGCGGUGGAACA
Rhodofomes roseus is the source of this 1735-nucleotide messenger RNA. RefSeq lists its product as uncharacterized. The record is from RefSeq and is a predicted model, not a curated record. Lineage: Eukaryota; Fungi; Basidiomycota; Agaricomycetes; Polyporales; Fomitopsidaceae. Bases 89 to 1393 code for a protein of 434 amino acids. The transcript is spliced from 4 exons.